AUGGCCAACUACUGGCAGCAGACCAGCAUCGGCGGAAUGCCCUCGCCCAUGCAGCCCAGCAUUCGCGGCCGACACAUUGCCUGUCAGAUCUCGAACCACAAGGAGCUCAACACGAAGCACUUUGAGCAGCAGGGCGGCAUUGACGAUCACAACGGCGGCGGCUACGGCCAGCUGCACAAUGGCGGCGCAAUGAACGGCGACCACCACAUGGGCAAGGACACCUCCUCGACGCCCUCGCCGGUCAUUCGCGUCAUCGUCGACAAUCUGAUCUACGUGGUGAACCUGGACAACCUCUACCAGAUCUUCAGCCGCGCCGGGAAGGUCCUCAAGAUUGUGACCUUCACGAAGAACAGCGUCUUCCAGGCGCUAGUCCAGUUUGGCGACAUUCCCUCGNUGACCUUCACGAAGAACAGCGUCUUCCAGGCGCUGGUCCAGUUUGGCGACAUUCCCUCGGCCAUUCAGGCGAAGCUCUCACUCGACGGCCAGUGCAUGUUCUCCAACGGCAACGUCCUCCGCAUCGAGUACAGCAAGCUGCAGAAUCUCAUUGUCAAGUACAACAAUGAAAAGUCGAGGGACUACACGCAGCCUCAGCUCGGAGCGGGCAACUUUGGCGGCGCAUCAGGUGGUGGUGGUGGUGAUCGAGGCUCGGCUGGCGGCGUCGGCGGUAGCACGUCCAGUCUGAACGGCGGCGGCAUUGGCGGCGGCGUGGUCGACUCGGCCAGCGUCGCUGCGCAGCUGUCCGCAGCAGCCAGCUCCGCCGAUCACUUUGGCAAUCUGCUGAACGCUGGCGGAGGUGGCUCUGCUGCUGGUCUCACCUUUCCCGGAUUUCCGGGCAGCCAUCACUCGAAUGGAUCGGCGCAAUUCGCUGCUGCCGNGCAC
This is a messenger RNA of Rhagoletis zephyria (snowberry fruit fly), 879 nucleotides long. The record is from RefSeq and is a predicted model, not a curated record. NCBI's taxonomy places the organism in Eukaryota, Metazoa, Arthropoda, Insecta, Diptera, Tephritidae.